UGCUUCCGGCGGCGGAGGGAGGAGGAGGGGGUGGCUGCGCCAUGAGUUUUCUCAAGCGGUUCCCGCCGCCGGCUGAUGGUGUCCGCCAUCGGCAGCCCGACACGGAAGCGGUGCUGGCGGGGCGCAGCCUGGGCGCCGGCACGCUCUACAUCGCCGAGAGCCGUCUGUCAUGGCUGGAAAACUCAGGAGUUGGCUUCUCCUUGGAUUAUCCCACCAUAAGCUUACAUGCUGUCUCCAGGGACCUGAAUGCGUACCCCUGGGAGCACCUGUACGUCAUGGUGAAUGCCAGGUUUGAAGAGGAGGAGACGAAGGAGGCCCCCAUGGCUGAAGGGGAGGAGGAAGACAGCGAUGACGAUGUCGAACCAAUUGCAGAAUUCAGAUUCGUACCCGGCGACAAAUCGGCCCUGGAAGCCAUGUUUUCAGCAAUGUGUGAAUGCCAAGCUCUGCACCCAGACCCAGAAGAUGAGGAUUCAGACAAUGACUACGAAGGCGACGAGUACGAUGUUGAGGCCCGCGAGCUGGAACAGGGCGACAUCCCCAGCUUUUACACGUACGAGGAAGGACUGUCACAUCUAACGGCAGAAGGUCAGGCCACACUGGAGAGGUUAGAGGGCAUGUUGGCCCAGUCUGUCAGCAGUCAGUACAACAUGGCCGGGGUGAGAACAGAAGACUCCAUAAGGGAGUUUGAAGAUGGGAUGGAGGUGGACAUUGCACCAACAGUUGCAGGGCAAUUUGAAGAUGCAGAAGUUGAUCACUGAGGAGGACGUAUGCUGCUAUUCUUCUUGUGGCACUUCCAGAGUAAGCUGUAGAACUGAAGGCGUUGCAGUGACUGUUGGCAGUUAAUCUUUAAUGGCUCAAGCUCAGACAUCAAGGUCUAUAAAUGCUUUUAUAUAUGUUUAAAAAGGGUUUGACAUUUGUGACCACUAUGGGGUUAUUUAAAAAAAAAAAAAAAGCAAAACAAAUGAAUUCUCUCCCAUCUAACCCUUGACUGGGGCUAACCAGGGGUCAUUUGGAAGAAGCCUUUGUAGGAAUUCUGGGACUUCAGAAAGAAGAGUGUAAGUAGAACAGAAUCUUAAGUUUGUCCUGGAAUUCUCCAUAUUUUUGUACCUUUGAGUAAGUGGAAUAGAAUGGCAGUGUUACCAUGUGAAACUGGAAGGAAAUAAGGUCAGCCAUGAAUUAAAAGCAAAGCUAAAGGUAAUGCCCCUCAAGUAAUUGCUUUUGUUGGUUCGCUGCUGUCCCUCUGAAUUCUCUGGGAGCAAAGUUUGGGUAGUAGAAUGGAGAUGGAAUGAAAUCUCUCAAGUCCUUCAAAUGAGAACUGUUUUGUCUUUGUAUUAAAUGUUAACAACGUUGUUAAAUAAACUUAAGAUUUUUGUAUCUCACAGUCAA
Messenger RNA from Lagopus leucura (white-tailed ptarmigan), 1386 nucleotides. It is a transcript of the gene CLNS1A, whose product is annotated as chloride nucleotide-sensitive channel 1A. Lineage: Eukaryota; Metazoa; Chordata; Aves; Galliformes; Phasianidae. Gene Ontology annotation, biological process: chloride transport; spliceosomal snRNP assembly; cell volume homeostasis. Bases 42 to 758 code for a protein of 238 amino acids. Gene Ontology annotation, cellular component: plasma membrane; spliceosomal complex; cytosol. The transcript is spliced from 7 exons. The record is from RefSeq and is a predicted model, not a curated record.